Molecule: messenger RNA, 5932 nt
Organism: Ruditapes philippinarum (Manila clam)
Lineage: Eukaryota; Metazoa; Mollusca; Bivalvia; Venerida; Veneridae
Exons: 6
Coding region: 170-3925 (1251 amino acids)
Molecular function (GO): protein binding
Source: RefSeq, a predicted model, not a curated record
UAAAAUGGUAUCUUGUCCGUAUGUCUACUAAGUUUUUAAACACGAAAUGGAAAACGUCCUAUCUAAGAUGGCGUUUUCUAAUUCGGAAAAUCGCUUUUCGAUAACAUUCUGUGUACGUUUAUUAUAAUUUGAUAUGUAUUGAUGUGGCAUAUAACAGGCUGUUUACCAAAUGGCUGACGUUAAGCAACUCACAAGUUAUUUCGAAAACAUUUUCGAUGCUAAGGCAGAACCCUUUCCCAGGAAAACUGGCUUCAAUCAGUCACUGAAAAAGGACUCUAGCAAUUGGGUGCAAAAUGGUGAACCAGGAAAUUUUUGGAAAGGUAAUGACUCGGUAGAAAAACCAUUAUGUGAAAAAGAAAUUAAAUACGUCUUUACUCGGGAGGAUUACAAUAAAUUACCAGGUUUGUUCACAGAUACAAGUAGACCGCUGGAAAAUGCAAGCCAGACUUCUCAUGCUAAUACUAAUAAGGCUACAGGGCGUCAAUACCAAACAAAUCAAGAGCCCGAUGUUCAAAGAACGCCAAAAGAAGGGGUUCAAAACGGUUGUGUCAGAGAAAGGGGUCCCUUACCCGGUUCCAACCGUAAUAUAGCACACCUAGUUGGCGUAGAUCAGGUGUCGGAAAAUCAUUCACCACGUUCAUACAAAGAGCCGUUAAAUGCAAGAGACGAAAGCAUCACUCAUGAAAAGAAGAGGCGAUGGAAAAGUACGACAUCCAAUGGAAGCUCUGGUAUUUAUACCGGAUCUUUCACUGAUCGGAGAAGCGUGACUGGAGAAAGACUAAAAGAUGAGAGUGAUGUUUGCAACACACAAAGAUAUGUUGAGACCAUACCUUACAGUGAACAAGCUCCACUCGUCAAGAAGUUCUCAAGUGAACCAACCGUUUUACAACCUAUAAAACAAAAAACAUAUUCUCAAGACAAUGUAAUUAACAUCAACGGCAGCAAUGUAGAAAUCCAUAAUUUUGAGUCUGGAUAUUCAGAAGGCUUGACAGCGAGCCAGAUUUCGGUGUUUUCUUCGUCUGAGCAAGAAAUCCGAGAUUCAAUUGCAGCCCACACAAAGGUCAGUCUUGAAGAACAUGAACAGUGCGUGAAAAUUCCUGAGCAAAGACGACUGAAAAAAGCACGUAAGAUUUUCGAGGAAGAAGGGUUUGUAAUGAUAAUGGGAGACAAUGGUUCCGGUUCUUCGCAUCUUGCAUGGGACGUGUUCUCGGAGUCCAAUAGUAAAGAAAAGUAUAACUUGAUAGAACUUUCUAACUUUGAAAAAUGCAUUCACUCAAAAGAAUAUGUCACAAUUCUAGUUGAUGACGCAUUUGGAGAAGCAAAGCUGCAAGAUACCGCGUUGGACACAUGUCUGAAAUAUGUAAAGUUGUGUAAAAGGAAGAAAUCCUCAAGGAAUGUGAAGAUCAUUUUCACCGUAAAACACCAUAUUGCCAGUCAAUGCAAACGUCAGCUUGAUGAUUACAGAAAAUGCAUAGUGGACUUGGAGGAUCCAAAGAUACAGCUUGACAGUGACGAGAUGUUUGAAAUAUCAAAGGCGAUACUCGAAAAUCAUAAAGAAGAGUUGAAGGUCAAACUUGUUAACAGUGAUGGGAAGGAAGACCGAUCAGAACAUUGCAAAGGAUGGCAUUGUAUCUCAGAAUCGCUUCUUUCAGAUAUCGCAGAAGCAGCUCAUCCUUCGGGCUUUCCAAAGAAAUUUAAACAGUUUCUAGACACAAGAGAAAAAAUAAGACAAGGUCUGCAGUUCUUUACGCAUCCACCAGAGGAUCUUUUUGAAGCACUCAAUUGUAUGAAAAAGUCAAAAAGCCAAGAUGAUCGUGACAAAUUUUUAACAUUAAGCCUGAUUGCAAUAUGUGGGGAGAAACUGAAGUUUGAAGAUGUCGCUAGGAUUGAUGACUCUCGUAGUCAACGUGUCUUACCGGUAACGCACAAGAACUCAAAAAAGAGAGGAAAAGCAAAAACCAAAGCAAAAUUAUGCGAAGAUGAGAUACCGUGGUGGAUAAAGAUCGUUAAUUUCUACGCAAAACAAUGCCCUAAGUCCAUGCUAGAAUCGGUAAGGACGGGAGAAGAGCUUUUAAGAAACACCCAUAUAAAGGAAGAGGUGAAAGGAAUCUAUGUUUUUGCUGCCCCUUGUGUGAAAAAUGCAACAUUGAUAGCCAUCGGUCAGGACUUUCCACAAUAUAUAAUGAAACUGUCUGAUAUACGAUUCUUCAAGGAAUAUAUCAGCGUCGAUACUAAUUUCGGAGAAGAUGGCAAACGAUACAUUAAUAUUGAUGUUUCUGACAAAUCACAAUGUUCUGAGGCAAAUGACAGACUGAUUGAACUCUUCGAGGCCGGCGACAUAGAUUCGUUCGCAACCCAUAAACUAUUCCGACACGAAAUGUUUGCUAUGCAGUUUCUUGACUAUUUUGGAAAAACUAAAGAUUGGCUUAAGAGUUUCAUUAUCAGCUCCUCAAAAGAAAACGCAAAGUGCGUUCUUGAUUGUGCGUUGCACGAGUCAGAAUCCUUCAAUAGAAGACAAAACAAUUUGGCCAAGUCCGUUUUCCUUCAUAAGAACUGGGGUGAGAAGAGAAAAAAUUAUCGCGGAUGGUCUACACAAAAGGAAUAUGACAUCAUUCUGUACUGCUGCAAACAUGGCGACGAAGACAUGUAUUUUAAACUAAGGAAUAAGUACAAUGUCAAUAUAAACUAUCAAUGUCUACAUUUAGCAAUUAAAUGUGGAUCAUAUAUAAUAGUUGAAGACAUUUUGGAAUCGAUAUCAGCAGAUAUAACGGACGACCAGAAAUGCAAAUGUAUGGAGCUUGCCUUGCUUAAAUUUGCUGAAAAGCCAAUGAAGAAACGUACUAAGGUAAUAAAUGUCCUUCAAAGAUUCGUACCAGUCGACUACAAAGUAAAAGGUGUUGAUCCAGUCAUCCACACUGCAACUAAAGACGGCAACGGUUUGGUUAUAGUAGCUCUUGAAUAUUUUAAAGGAGACAUUAAUCUAAUUAACGUACAUGGAAAAACUAUACUGCACGAAGCUGUUCUGAAAAACAGGGCAGCAUUCCUGGACAUUGCACUGAAACAUGGGGCCGACCAAAAAAAGGCCGAUAAACACGGGCUACUGCCAAUUCACGAAUGUGCAAGGCACAACAAACCAUAUAUGUUACGUCUGCUCGUGAAAUCAGACGGUGAAAUCCUUUGUGCAACAGAUAGCUCAGGCCGACAGCCCCUUCAUCACGCAGCUAUCAAUAGUAGUUAUGAAGCAGCCACUUGUCUGAUAUCACAUGGUGUAGAUGUAGAUGUGGUUGAUGAUAAGAAAAGAACACCUCUACAUUAUGCCGCCGAAUCUGGUAAAGGAACCGUCAUUCACAGUCUUUUGGAAGCCAACGCAAACACAACUAAGCAAGAUGGAGAUGGGCAGUCUCCUUGGAUAAUUGCUUGUAAAAGCCAAAACAUAGAAGGUAUCAAACGUCUACUGGGAGAUGAAAACAUAGACGUGAAUUCACCAAUCGAUAACUUGUAUCCAAUACACGUGGUGGCUGCUACUGGAAAUUUAAGCGCAUUUAAAAGAUUGGUUGGAAAGGGGGCAAAUAUCAACGAAGUAACACUAGAUACUAAUGACACGGUGCUUCAUAUUGCCAUAAAACACGGUCACGAUAAACUUGUGGAAAACUUGCUAGAAAUGGAUGACUCAUUGGUAGACUUUAAAAACAAAAGGAAUGAAGUACCGCUGCAUACAGCCGCGCAGUACGGGAACUUCUUUGCAACAAAUGCUCUUCUCAAAGCUGGUGCCGAUAGGUCGGUGAUAAACAGAAAGUGUCAGAAACCAUUAUGCAUUGCCAAGCAAAAGCUUGGAGAACAAACGAAGGAAGAAGAUUACGAAAAGUACUUAUCAGUUUACAGACUUUUGGAUGGACACAAAACUAGACGUGAGACUGCUGUGUGAAAAAAGGCUCGAGACUCUAGUUUUUGUUUUGUUACUUUCUUCAUUUUUUUAUAAAAUGUUUGAUCGGAAUCUUUUGUUGCGCAGUUCAGUUUAUUAUUUAUUUUUCGAAAUUUUUCCUUUGUUGUAUUUUUUUUAUUUAUUAUUUUAGUGUAUUUAUAUUUAUUUUGUUUUGUUUUUAACUACUAACCAUACUAGUAGAUUGUGGGCUAAAAUGCUUAUGUGUGCAUGUUAAAUAUGAAAUUAAGAAGAUAUUUUGAAAUAUUUAGGAUGGAAGGCGAAAUGAAUAUGUAGUUUUAAAUGUUUGAAAUUAUUUUCCCAGCAAUAAAAAUAUGUUCUCCACACCCCUUAGUAUUGCUUCUCAGGUCGAAAUAUUUGAAAGUUGGGGUUUUACUGAGAAGCAGACACAUAUAUAGGGGUAAGUAAUUUAAAGUAACUUGCAACAAAAUCAUAAUACCCUUUCAUCUGUAUCUUGUUUUUCGUUUCGUCAAGAUACCAUGAUGGCAAUAAGGGGAAAGGCAGAUGUACAAUUUAUUAAACAAUAAAUCACCUUGUUAAUAAUUAUGAAGAUAAACCCUUAAUCUGCUUGAAUCGCAAAUGAUUAACCUGUGUCGCCAAUAUAAGUUUAACGCCAGGCCAGCCUGCAAAUCCGUCCAACCAGACAAGGCUACACCUAAAAUUUUGAAUUAACUGCUAAAAAUUGAAAGCGAGACACUUCCAUUACGUGAAGUCAGCAGGUUUGGGGCUAAGCUCAAUAUUCAUUCUUGCAUUUUGUUUCGGCAAGAGGAAACGAGAGCUGCGUGCAUGAAUAUUGUUGGAAUUUACUUGGAAACCUUUAAAGCAAAAGAUGCAUACAUAAGCCUUUUACCUAUCACAUUAUUAUAUUGCAUUUAAUCAGUAUUUAUAGAACGCAUUUAUAUACAAGUUGUAUAUCUUUGUUAUAAUGACUUCUAAUGUAUGUACAUUGUGUAGAAAAAAGCAACAAAUUGUUCUUUUGAUAUCUAGGUAAAUGCAGUGGUGUAUUACAAUUGAAGAACGUCGCACUCGUUAUAUAAUACUCCAUUUACUUUUAAUGCAUUCAUCCGAGUUAGUUCCUUCUUUUUUAUUGUCAUAUAAUUACAUUGCUGGUAGUGUUUUCAGUAACCUCUAAUCUGCCAUAUCAUCACAAGUUAUUUUUUCUGAACUUAUUUCACCUUGCUGUUAACAAGAUCACAGUACGCACAUAUUGUUAAUAAAACUGGUAUCAAGGCUCGAUAAAAAACAGUAGUACGGCGGAGAUGUAAUAAAAUAGUCAAAGUUUAUUACAUGGCUUUAAUUAAUUGUAAUAAAAACAAAUGCUUAAUAAUGCUCAUAGUUUUAACUCCACUGGUAGCAACAGAUCUUACCCAAGAUCAACCGAUGUGCCUCAAUGUGAUCAUGGUCUGCACUGUUUGCUAUUCAGUCAGUUCAUAUUUUGUAAUUUUCCCGAAAAAUUAUCAGUUUUGGACGAUUCUAUUUAUGAUAUUGAGGACAGUAAUGUUUAAUACCAAUACAAUGCUCGAAGCUUAUAACCCAUUCAAAGACGACACACUUCAAUAAACCUUGAAUCCAUUCAAGAUGUCAUUCUACUCAUGUAAGAAGAUUCAUAGAGUUUUUUUAUGUAAAAGUAUUCACAUUUUAUGUACUCAAUGUUUAUAAUCUCUUACUAGUAUUUUAAAAGCUGUUAUAUACAUGUAUUUUAAUUAUGUACAAUAUAUUUUUGUUUAAAAUAUUUACAUCUUGACUGGACACUAAAGUAUUUUCUUUAUUGGUAUAAAAUAAUGCAUAACUUUUUCUUUGAAUUUUUCUUCGAUUAUAAUUUACAAAAAGGUACUUUUUGAUGUAUACAUUUUACCCAUGACAUUCAAGUAAAUUACCAAUGACAAAUGUUUCUUUUUCCAGUUUAUGUCAUGUUCUUAUUUCUGUAGUUUUUUGUUUAUUAAUAUUUAAAAUUAAUACUAUGUUAUGUUUUUAAUAAAAUAUUUAACAGUA